Molecule: messenger RNA, 1510 nt
Organism: Aspergillus ruber CBS 135680
Lineage: Eukaryota; Fungi; Ascomycota; Eurotiomycetes; Eurotiales; Aspergillaceae
Product: alpha/beta-hydrolase
Exons: 5
Coding region: 28-1347 (439 amino acids)
Biological process (GO): lipid metabolic process
Source: RefSeq, a predicted model, not a curated record
AUCAAUACACUGUUCAUAACAAUAAAGAUGUCAUCGUCGAUCAAAAGACUUUUAAGGCUCGUGAAAAGAAAUCCCAAACCACCAGCGUCCGCUCUGGGAGCCUCAGCGACGCUUCCAUCGUCUGGGAUUACAUCUGUCGACAAUUCUCAGGGUGCUUCUGCCGCAGUGGCCGAACUGUCCGGUGCUCUAGGUGCCGUUCUGGAGCAGAUUGAUCUAGAUGGAGAAAUCAACAGCCAAAUCAAAUAUCUCGUCGAACUACUCGACCAGGAGGCAUCUCAAUACGAUAACUCUCAGCUGAAGGAGGAGCAAUACAUAGACUGGUCAUGCACUCAGGAACAAGCUCGGUUAAUAUCUAUUGCCUGGAAAUGCGCCCAUGAUACAUACAAUCUCCCACCUCGUUCACCACUCUUGUCGCAUGAUUUCCAAGACUGCACCUUGACUCAGGAGCAGAUUAUUACGCCGUCAGCUGAUGGAGCUGUUAAGGCAGUGACUUUCACCAGCGUAACUCCGCGAGAGACAUCUUCAACGAGUACUUCGUUGCCUGUACUGAUCGUCGCAAUUCGCGGCACAGCAAGCCGAAUAGAUCAUAUGGUGAACAUCAAUAAUCAACCACGAGAUGCUAGUUCGUUUAUUAAUAAUACCCACUUUCAACCAAACCCUAGCCCUCUUAAUGCAUCCCUACAGGCUCACUCUGGGUUUUUGGAAAGCGCUAAAAGCCUAGAUCAAAUUGUCCGGCGCAAGAUCAACGAGUAUACCCACCAGAAAGACGGCGGUGGCCAUGUUCUAUUCACUGGCCAUUCUGCCGGAGGCGCAGUAGCCUCUUUACUCUUCCUUCGAUGCUUAUCGUUGGAGGCACAAGAUUCAGCCCGCUUUUCCUGUAUCACAUUCGGAGCACCGCCAGUGGUGUCAAUGCCACUAUCGAUACCGCCCUUUGCCGGAGUAUGCUUGAACAUGAUCAACGAAUUUGAUUUUGUUACCAGAGCAGACAAGCCUUAUAUACUGUCUUUAGUUAACCUCAUACGGUUAAUUCAUGACCAAGAUCCGCUUUCUAGUGAGGAUGCCGACGACACGGAGUCUUCAAGCUUGACAACCGACUCUACCUCAACUGAAAACAACUGGCCUCUGCCUCCUUCUAGGUAUCACCACGUCGGACCCAAGGUAGUGUUUUUGAUGCGGCUUCCAGACCAAGGAGGGAGUCUUCAGCUUCGUGUCGUGGAAGUGUCAACUCCACAAUUCGAGAAGCUUUUAUUCUGUCGCAUCCCUGUACAUCGGCGACCAUGUUAUGCACAGCGGAUCGAAUUACUUGCAGGUGGGCGGUAUAACAGAGCAAAUGGCUGGGACUCAUAACUACAUAGUUAACUAAUUAGUCAACUAAUUAAAUGAAUUCAUGCCUGGUAUCAAGGCACAAAUGCGAGCGCGCCACAGGGCUUGCACGGUUCAGGUGUUGUGACAAGAGUCAACAACAUCCGAUGAACAGUUCUGUCGUGAAUAUUUGAGAAUUGUGCAUCUU